AUGGCCGAAACUAAGGACCAAGAAGAAGCCACAUUGCACGCGAAGCGCAAACCCGAUCCCAGCUGCGAAGACCAAGCCGACUACCCCAACAAAUCCCACAAGCUUCAAGUCCCCGGCAACAAUUCUCAAGGAAAAACUCAAGAAGCACAAAAUUUGAAGAGCAAUUCCGAAGCUGAAUUACAAGGCAAUGCAGAUCCCGAAGCAGAAGACGAGGAGGACGAAGAGGAGGAAUACGGCGAUGAUGAAGAAGAAGACGGUGAAGAGUCUAAUGGGAAAUCCGUGGUGGAUCGCAAGGGGAAGGGGAUUAUGAGAGAUGACAAGGGCAAAGGGAUACUGAUAGAAGAAGAAGAAGAAGAAGAAGAUGAAGAUGGCGAGGAGGAUAGCGACGACGACUCCUCCACCGACGACGACGGUGGAAGCGAAUUCGAAGACGGCGACAGCGAUUUAUCGGACGAUCCUCUUGCGGAGGUCGAUUUGGACAACAUUCUUCCUUCCAGGACUCGGAGACGGCAGGUUCAGCCUGGGGUUUACAUCCGCAAUGAUAACAACGCAAACCACACCAACAACGAAGACGAUGACAGUGAUGAUAGCGAUGGUUUGAGUUGA
Molecule: messenger RNA, 606 nt
Organism: Rosa rugosa (rugosa rose)
Lineage: Eukaryota; Viridiplantae; Streptophyta; Magnoliopsida; Rosales; Rosaceae
Product: protein bfr2
Exons: 1
Coding region: 1-606 (201 amino acids)
Source: RefSeq, a predicted model, not a curated record